Brachypodium distachyon (stiff brome) is the source of this 3715-nucleotide messenger RNA. RefSeq names its product probable WRKY transcription factor 31. NCBI's taxonomy places the organism in Eukaryota, Viridiplantae, Streptophyta, Magnoliopsida, Poales, Poaceae. The record is from RefSeq and is a predicted model, not a curated record. The coding region runs from base 1780 to 3468 and encodes 562 amino acids. Gene Ontology annotation, biological process: regulation of DNA-templated transcription. Gene Ontology annotation, molecular function: DNA-binding transcription factor activity; sequence-specific DNA binding. The transcript is spliced from 4 exons.
UCACACCAUCCUCAACAACUUCGGCGACCCUCUGAGAACCGACCUGGAGAAAUCAGAGGUCUUCCUUAUCUGAUGCAGUGAAACCCAGACCUUGGCGGGGAUUGAGGCCUUCCCGGGAUGGCGGGGCUGUUUUCCCUCGAGGUGCCUGUGUCUCCUGAAACAUUCCUGGCCCAAGGACGAGGUGGGUUCCCACCUUUGAGAAAUAAAUAGUCCUACUCAUAUGAUACGUGGCUAGAGUAGCUCUCAAAACUAACCAAUUAAUUUCAAAGUAUCAGAGAGAGAAAAGAAAAACAAUAAUCACGAGUAAAAUACAGUGGACCUGGCCACAUGUCGCAAGAUGAAUUGUUCCUAGUCUUCUGCUCUCUCUUUGAUGCAUGUGCAUUUGAGUGAUCAGAAUGUCUUCGAUCAUACGAUUCCCAAAAUGCAAAAGUAGGAAAAACAUAUUAUUAAAAUGUCAUGGCAUCCUUCUUAAAAUGUCAUGACUUCUUGAAUUAUAUGGUAAUUCGAAGCUGAAACACGUGGAUUUAAAAGAAAAAAAUGAGGUCUAACUUCUUUCUGGAUACCCUACAGAUUUGUGGUGUAGAAAUGCAAUCCGAAGUAAUUCAAUACUCUCUCCGUCCCAAAAUAAGUGACGUGAAUCUAUAUAAAUUCUUAUACAAAUUCAUGUCACUUAUUUUAUUUCAGGACGGAGGAAGUAUUAAGGUUUCGUUCCUUUAAUUCAAAAGGGAUUCAUUCACAUUAAAAAAAUCAUGGAUUAAUAUGUUCCGGAAUUUCUAUUUUGACCCUUCUAAUGCAAAUAUAAUUGAUUUUUGGUAAAAGUUACUAGUGUAUCUUUCUCUUCUGACUUCUUGUUGCUUAGACAUGACAAUAGAAAUAGAGCAAACUGCUUGGAAGUAUUUGCAGUUUGGAGGCAAGAUCCGCAUAAUAUUUGUACAUUUUUUCUCAUGUUUUUUUUCUGCAACAAAUGGAAUACAUAAUGUUGUUACACUGGUAUUCAAGGAAUUUUCGUCCCAAAAUGGUUUUCACCAAAUAGUCGCCCUUUAUGCAGAGUGAUGGAUCUAGAUGUUUUUUUUUGGGUGUAUGGAUUUAGAUAUAUACAAGUCCCAACAGCUUUUAUCGGCACAAUUAGUAAAAUCUUCUAUCCCAAAGAAAUACUUGACGAGCAGAGUAACACCCACCCACACCACAUACGGCAAAAGAAGACACGUUUGUGCAAAAUUCUAAAACCAUCGAGAAAUGACUAUUUCUAACUGGCACAAUGCAUUGGCUCACGCACGCGGCUUCACGUGUCGAGGUCUCUAGUUUUACGAGUCUAGAAAUAGUCAACCGAUGUACGUGGGGGCGACGAACGAACAGAGAGCUUGGAAUGGUCGCCCCGGCGAUCACUCGGUCAGCUGCGCAUCCUGGUCCAUAACAGUCUGACCGAUCCAGCUUUCUUCUCCCCGCCGGAUCACUCGCUCUCCCCGCCUCGCCCGCGCACGAACGCAUGCAUGCAUUAGGAGACGCGCGGCGGACUUCCUCUCCGAGACUCUGACUUGCAUCUCCACUACUCGCAUCCUAUGCCUGGGUGAGUCAGGUCAAUAGUCGCCAGCAUGCACUGCUGCCUAUUAUAAUGGCGGUGGACUCCAGAUCCGUCGCCACGCGUCCUCCCCCGCCACCUUCUUAUACCACGCCUCCACUCCCAUCCAUCCAUCCAUCGAUGGAGUCCUCCUCCAUCGCCGCCGGCCAUCUGUUGAUUAAUUGAUUCUUGAUUCUUUGAAUCUCGUGCGUCCGUCGUCGAUGGAGUCGCGGCCGUCGUCGGGCUUCGUCGCGGGCGUGAAGCGCGGCAGCGUCGGCGAGAUGGACUUCUUCGAGACGGAGAUGCGCAAGGAGAAGCGCGACAGGAAGGAGCUUGCCGGCGCCGGGGACGACGACGGUCUCGGCAUCAAGAAUGGGGACGACCUCACAAUCGACAUGGGGCUGCACGUGGGGAGGAGGACGACGGUGAGGAGGAACAGCGGCAGCGAGGAGUCCACCGUCGACGACGGCGGCGUCUCCUCCAACGACGAACUUGAUCAUCAUCACUACAUGGAGGCCAAAGCCGAGUUGGCAGCGACGAAAUCGGAGCUUGCGCGGGUGAGAGAGGAGAACAAGCGACUGAAGAGCAUGCUGAGCAGCGCCAACAGCAAGUGCAACUCCCUCCACAUGCACCUCACCCACCUCCAGCAGCAGCAGCAGAGGUCCAGCAGCAGCCAUGGCGGCCACAGGGUUCACGAGCUACUCGACCCGGACAAGCACCACCACCUGGAUCAGCUGCCGCUGCCGACGACCACGGCCCUUAACAUGCCGCGGCAGUUCAUCAGCCUCGGCUCCGCGCCCGACGAGCCACCGCCGCUGCCAGCCAGGGCCAGCAAUGGCAGCCUCGACUGUGCGCCGUCGUCCAGCAAUCCAGUCGGAGUUGAUGGCAUGGUCAUCGGCAGCAAGGCGGCCGAUCUCGUGCCCGUGCCGCCGGCUUUCGAUUACCACCACCACCACGGCGGCGGCGGCCAUGACAGCAGGGCAGCCGCCGGCGCAGGUGGGAGCAGCGACCCGGAGCAGCAGAGCUGCUGGCUCCCCGGCGGCAAGGUCCCCAAAUUCCUCCCCCCUGGAAUCAAGGGCGUCCCCGAGCCCGCGGCGCCAACGGUGCAGCAGCAGCCGCCCGAGGCUGCCGCCGCCGCCACCAUGCGCAAGGCCCGCGUCUCAGUCCGUGCUCGCUCCGAAGCCGCCAUGAUCAGCGAUGGGUGCCAAUGGAGGAAGUACGGGCAGAAGAUGGCGAAGGGGAACCCGUGCCCGCGGGCAUACUACCGGUGCACGAUGGCGGCGGGGUGCCCGGUGCGGAAGCAGGUGCAGAGGUGCGCCGAAGACAGGACGGUGCUCAUCACGACGUACGAAGGGAACCACAACCACCCGCUGCCCCCCGCCGCCAUGGCUAUGGCUACCACCACGGCCGCUGCCGCCACCAUGCUGCUCUCCGGAUCCAUGCCCAGCGCCGACGCCGCCGGGGGGAUCAUGGCAGGGUCCAACUUCAUGGCACGCGCCGUGCUGCCCUGCUCGCCCUCCAGCGUCGCCACCAUCUCCGCCUCUGCGCCAUUCCCCACCGUCACGCUCGACCUCACGGCGCCUCCACCGCUCAAGGAGGCGCUGGCGGAGGCGGCGGCGAGGCCAGUGGUGCUGCCACAGCUGUUCGGGCAGAAGCUCUACGAUCAGGCAAAGCUCUCCGCCGUACAGGCCGUGGCCGGCACCAAUGGCAAGGCAACGGUGGAUGGCGGCGGCGCGCAGCUCGCUGACACGGUGAGUGCAGCCUCGGCCGUGAUCGCGUCCGACCCACAGUUCACCAGGGUGCUCGCGGCCGCCAUCACGUCCUACAUCGGCAACAGCAGCGGGAGCACCGGCACGGCGCAGCCCAUGGCGAGCGGAGGCGGUGAUAGCUGUAGUAGAGACGACGAGUAGGAUAGCAUAACGGCAAGGCGAUCAAGACUGUCUAGCUGCAGUCUUUGCAUUGCUUGGAAGGUUUAUUUUAGUUUUUGGGUCAUGAGUUUAGUUUUGCAAAAAAAAAAUCUUAGCUCUUCAUCGACGGGGUCAAUUUUUUUUUUGCCCGGCAUUUUCUUUUUCUUUCUUCUGUAGCAGCAGCUCCUUUUGGAGUAACAAAAAUUUGUGUUAGAUUGAUGAGAAUAUGAGAUGAGUUUGUUCGAGACUC